CUGCAGGUAACAAAUGACGACUCUGUUGACAAGCAACAUGAUCUAUUCAUUCUUUUUUUCAAUGGUGAAAUGAUGAUUUAUUAACUGAUACACAGUAUCUGACGCAAACAAGUGAGGACACCAUCACUCACGAUGUCUUUCAGAGAUCUGAGAAAUUUUACAGAAAUGAUGAGAGCUUUGGGCUAUCCUCGCUUGAUUUCCUUGGAGAACUUCAGAACACCCAACUUCAAUCUGGUGGCAGAAAUCAUGUUAUGGCUCGUUAAAAGGUAUGAACCUCAGAUGGACCUUCCUCCAGAUGUAGACACAGAGUCAGACAGAGUAUUCUUCAUAAAGGCUGUGGCUCAGUUCAUGGCAACUAAAGCACACAUCAAGCUGAACACUAAGCGCCUCUACCAGGCGGACGGCUAUGCUGUGAAAGAGAUGUUAAAGGUCACGUCAGUGUUGUACAGUGCAACGAAGAGCAAGCAAAUGGGCCUGGAGGACAGAGCGGAGGAGGACUGCAGCAAUUUAAAGUUUGAGAUUGGAUCACGGAUUUCUGAUCUCAAAGCAGCUCGGCAGCUAGCUUCAGAAGUCACGUCUAAAGGAGCAUCUCUGUAUGAUUUACUCGGCCAAGAGGUGGAACUUAGGGAAAAGAGAACUGCGGCCAUUGCAAGACCUCUGGAGAUCGAUGUUACUGAAAAGGCCCUGAAAGAAGCCAUCAGGGAGGCCUUGGAAACAGUGGAGAAGACUAAAGAAAUGCUGAAUAAUAUUGUCUCUGAUGAGGCCAGUCUGGAUGCCAAGAUAGAACGGAAGAAACAGGAACUGGAAAGAAGUCGCAAGAGACUUCAGACCCUGCAAAGUGUGCGACCAGCGUUCAUGGACGAAUAUGAGAAGAUCGAAGAAGACUUGCAGAAGCAGUAUGAGAUCUAUGUGGCAAAGUUAAAAAACCUGUGUUUUCUGGAGUCUCAACUGGAAGAUUACCAUCAUCUGGAGCAAGAGCGUUUUGAGGAAGCUGAAAACACUCUGAGGAUGAUGCAGCAAAAUCUAAAGGACGAUGACAGAGAUCUAAUGAGGAGCUCAUUAAAAGAUGUGGACUCUGACACCGACGUUCUUGAUGAUGAAGGUGAUAUGGACAGUGACUUGGAAGAGCCUCGGCCCUCCAAUCCACGGCCCACUAGAAAUGGCUUGAUGGCUUCUAAACCGACAAACGAUUUGUUCAGAAGAGGAACACGAUUUAUUGGGAACAUGCAGGGUGGUGACAGUGAUGAGUCAGAGGACAGCGAAAUAGAUGUGGAUGACGAUGACGAAGAGGAUGAAGGCGACGAGGAGAGCAAAGAAUUAGAUGACAGUUUAGAGGACCACGUGUCCAGGGCAACACACAUCUCCAGGGGACGCACAAGGCCGCCUCUUUUCGAUGAGAGCGACAACGACUUCUGAAGAACAGGAUUCAUCGCGGGAGCACUGAGCUUCAAUGUACAAUAGCCCUUGUCGUUUGUCAAUUUUCUUAAUGAACUAUAGUUUGGUCCUCUGUCCCCCAAACGCAAGUGAUGCACAUGAUGCACAGUCAUGUUGAAACAAAAAUUGGCAUCUCCAAACUGUUUCCACAAACUCAGAAGUGUCCCGAGAUAUUACCCCCUGAGCUCCAGUGAAACGAACGCCGAAUGUUUCAGCAUAUCCAGAGAUUUUGGACAAAUAGUUUGGAAAUUACCCCCUUUCUCUUCUGUCUCUUUGGAGCAAUGAACAAAGCCAGGUCUAUAAAGACAUGAAUGAGAGAAUUUGGUAUGGAUGAAAUUGACUGGCCUGUGCAGGGGCCUGCCCUCAACCCGACAGAACAUUUUUGGGUUGGUUUUGAGUGGAGUGAGCCAGGCCUUCUCAUACAACAUCAUGGUGUGACCUCAAAAUUAUGCUCCAGGAAGAAUAGCCAAAUGUUCCCAUUAACUCGUGCCUAAAAUUUGCUGAAAGCCUCCCCCC
This is a messenger RNA of Syngnathoides biaculeatus (alligator pipefish), 1950 nucleotides long. RefSeq names its product clusterin associated protein 1 (gene ift38). Gene Ontology annotation, cellular component: centrosome; cilium; intraciliary transport particle B. Lineage: Eukaryota; Metazoa; Chordata; Actinopteri; Syngnathiformes; Syngnathidae. Gene Ontology annotation, biological process: cilium assembly. The record is from RefSeq and is a predicted model, not a curated record. Bases 133 to 1416 code for a protein of 427 amino acids. The transcript has 13 exons.